CAGUGAUAUACCUGUUUCAGAGGUAUAUCACUGUUUCAGAGAAGAGGGCUGCUGUAGCAAUCCUGAAGAGGGCUGCUCUGAACUGCACUGAACUUCAGAAAUCACAGGAAGUGAAGAAUACUUCGGAUAAGUGCUAUUACCUAACGAGGUAACAGAAUGGAGAACAAACAGCAAAGCAAUGGUGACAGGAAAGAAAACAACGUGGUAAAGAAAAAACUGAAUUGGUCUGGCAGUCUUAUUGUAGCCUCUUUAACUGGUGCUUUUGGGUCGUCUUUUCUUUACGGUUACAAUCUCUCGGUGGUGAACGCUCCUGCAGCGUUUAUCAAGAAGUUUUACAAUGAAACUUGGGAAAGAAGAUACGGCUUCUCAGUGGAUGAAAGCACACUGACUCUCCUCUGGUCCAUAACUGUUUCUAUUUUUGCCAUUGGUGGCCUUGUGGGUGCCAUUAUUGUUACCCCAAUUGUGAAGUUCUUUGGACGGAAAUGUACGUUGCUGCUCAAUAAUGUGUUUGCAGUGACAGCCGCAUUGUUGAUGUCCCUCUCCUUGUUGGCAGGAUCAUUUGAAAUGCUCAUACUGGGCCGUGUUAUAAUGGGUGUUGAUGCAGGCAUUUCUCUGAGUGCUCUUCCCAUGUAUUUGAGUGAAAUAUCUCCUAAGGAAAUACGUGGUUCAUUGGGUCAGGUCACAGCAAUUUUCAUCUGUAUUGGUGUUUUCUCUGGUCAAGUUUUGGGGCUGCCAGAAAUAUUUGGGCAAGAAUCUCGGUGGCCUUAUUUAUUUGGAGCAAUCAUUGUUCCUUCACUGAUACAAGUUGUGAUUCUGCCUUUUCUUCCUGAAAGUCCUCGUUACCUCCUACUUGAAAAACAUAACACGAGCAAGGCAGAAAAAGCGUUUCAGACCUUCCUUGGAAAAGAUGACGUGUCACAUGAAGUAGAGGAAGUUUUGGCAGAGUCUCAAGUCCAAAGAAACACCAAGUUAGUGUCGGUACUUCAGCUCCUGAGAACCCGUGCAGUGCGAUGGCAGGUCAUUACCGUGGUCAUCACCAUGGGCUGCUACCAGCUCUGUGGCCUAAAUGCUAUUUGGUACUACACAAACAGCAUCUUUAGUGAAGCUGGGAUCAAUCAUAAGACAAUCCCCUAUGUUACUCUAAGUACUGGUGCUGUUGAGACUGUGGCUGCUGUUUUUUCUGGCUUGGUUAUUGAGCGGCUCGGACGCAGACCUCUUCUCAUUGGAGGUUUUGGAUUGAUGGUUGUCUUCUUCGCAGUACUUACUGUCUCUCUGACUUUACAGAAAACCGUGCACUGGCUUCCUUAUCUCAGUAUAUUUUGCAUCCUUGCAAUCAUUGCAUCGUUCUGCAUUGGACCAGGUGGGAUUCCAUUUGUCCUCACUGGAGAGUUUUUCCAGCAGUCGCAGAGGCCGGCUGCAUUCAUGACAGCUGGGACAGUCAACUGGCUCUCCAACUUUGCAGUCGGACUGCUCUUCCCUUUCAUUCAGGGUGGUUUACAGACCUACUGCUUCCUAGUGUUUGCUGCCAUCUGCUUUGCAGGAGCUACUUACCUGUUUUUUGUCCUGCCUGAAACAAAAAAUAAGACAUUUCAUGAGAUCAGCCUGGCAUUUGCGAAAAGGAAUAAAGUAUCUUUAGAAAUGCAAGAAAUGAACCACUGCUCGGGGGAGAGGAAAUCAAGUGCAGAACAAGAAUCAAACUUCACAUCUUCGGUAGACAAUGGGGAAACCAAAAAAGGGAUUGUGUAAAUCCAGGAUGCUCUUUUGGGGGGAUGAAGGAAAAUGUGCUCUUUCAUUCAGUGUAUUUAUAACAAUGCACAACUUAUAUUUUUGUAUGUGAUAGCAUGAACUGCUUCCUUGUUGAAUAUGUUUUAAGUGAGUACAGGUGAAUUCUUUAACAGGUAGGGUGAUGAUUGAGGAAAUGAAAGGCAGGAGGAGCAGCAGCUGAUUAAGUUGGGGUUUCCUGGGGCACCUGUGAAAUAGGUAUGGUGGGAGGGUGGGGAAUAUAGACUUGGAAAAGUGAAGUGGCGGUGGGGAGCUGCAGGAGGCUGAGCACCUGUGUGCUCACUAGGGGGGUACGUGUGCAGUCACCAGUGAGGAGGAGGAGGCGGCAGGGAAAAAGGAAGAUAACCCAACAGGAGUCUGUUAAGAAUUGGUGCAGGCAAACCUGAAAUGGCUUGCAUUUCUCCACAUUUCCCAGUAUGCCAUUCAAGAUGCACACGAGAAUUGAGGACUUGAAAGAAGACUCGUGACACUCCGCUGACCUCCCAUUCCCUUUCCAGUUAUUUUGACUUUCAUUUGCUUUGUCUGAACAUCUCCCACCUUCCCACAAAUGAGGAGGUCCAGGUUGUGAUGGGUUUCCUUGUCUCUCUUGCAAAUCCUGAUUGACCAGAAUAGAAUUGCCUUUAGUUUCUGGAUUUGCUGGCACUGCAUUUCUGUGGAGAGAGAGAUAUAUAUAUAUUAAUUUUAUUUUUUAAGAAUAGCUAUAUUAAGUUUAAUAUGAAAAGGAAACUAAACCUCAUGGCAAAGUGAGAGAACUCUGGUGGUACAUGUAGAGUAUAGCAUUUGAAACAAAAUCAAGCACCAAGUGUUCCAAGAGCUUGGGUUUUGGUGGGUUUUUUUGCUUUUCUUUUCAAGUUCCUUUGGUCUUAGGAGUCAAACUUUACCUGAGACCCAGUAGAUUUCAUUUCUUAACACUCAGAUCUCUACAAAGGGAUUUGGGUGUCUAUUUCUUACUUAAACACCAAUCUUCAUUUGGGCAUUAGAUUCUGAAGCUCCAGGCCUAGUUCACGUUACUAAGUUUCUAAGCUAUUUAAUGCUUUGUAAAACUGUCCUUAGAGUCUGCUUAAUUCCAUGAUAGAAAGACUCAGCAGGCUGCCAGUAGUUAGGUGAUCCAUUCCCUUCCACAUGGAAUUUUUUUUAUGAACAUUAUUUUUCCAGUUUGUAAUUUUGAUAAUAGGUUUUCUUGAUUGUGCUAGGUAUCUGGAUGCUGAGGGAGUAAUAAGCACUUUUAAAUUAAAUAGCUGCUUUCUAUGGAAAGUCAGCAAAUUUCAGAGCUGCUCUCAGUUGGGAGUAAGGCACAGGAAGCAAGUGCAGCAUGUGGGUAGAGCCAGCUCCUUCCACAAGUUCUAUUUACUAAUCCAGAAGUUCAUAUAUUUGGAGCAUUUGGGGAAAAAAUGUGUCUUCAUAUAUAUAUGCACACAUAUACAUAUAUGAAUAUAUAUUUCAAAUAGAGAAAUAUAGAUUAAUAUUUGUAUUCAUAUACAUAGGCACAAUGGAGAAUUCUUUCUCAAUAUUUGUUUGGGGUUUUUUUAAGAGUUUCCCAAGUAAUAAGCUGUUCAUCGUUUUGUUCUACACUGUAAAUUACACUGUAAAUCAACAUUAGAGAUCCUAAUGUUCAGUUAUUACUGCUAAAUUAAGAAGAUGGUUUUAUACUGUGAUUUAUUUAUAUGUGGCAUAUUUACUGCACAAUGUAAGCUGACCUGAUAAGGCAAUUUCACUACUGGGUAAUAGACAAAAAAUUGAUCUGAGCCUUUAUGCCAGAAUUUAUGCUCUUUUACUGGGAUAGAGGUUCAGCAGCAAGUAAGGAAAUGAAAACAUAUAUGAGCUACUGCAAAGAAACGAAGUGAAUCAGAAUUAUACCGAUAGUCAUCAAAUACCAUGGAGAAAACUGAAGAAAAAUGUUUUCUAAUAAUCACUUGUAAAAUUAUGUAUCUAGCAAAUGAACAUGCCCUCUUUUAGUGGCUUUAGUUGCCUAUUCCAUGUGUUACAUGAGGCUUGAUAAGUGAAUGGCUAGGUAAAAAAUUAGUUUGAAUGCCACCACUCCAGACAAUUUCAGGAAGAAGCUUUUCCUCUUCUGCCUGCAGGGUAAGAAUGGCAAAAUCAGACCCCCUUUUUCAGAUUGAGAAUUACCUUACCCUACAGUUUGGACUACUAACAUGGUGUGGUGUGAUCUGAUUUGAGUCAAGGUGGCAAGAUUGGGAAGCAUUAUUAUUAAUCUUAUUAUUAGGAGAAUUUAGCACUUAGUGAUCUUCAUUAAUGUACAUUACAGGCAUUACUUGUUGGUAAUGUUACCAUCGGAUAACUUGAAUAAAGUAUCAUAUUGGCCUAAAAUAGCAGUUCUAUUAACUUCUGCAACAAGAUAAAAUAAUCUUACAGUUGCUUACUUUUGGAGUCCAGCUCUGAAUGUCCUGGUAAAUAGAUGGCUUGACAGAAUUUCCUAAAACAGCUCAGUGGCUUGUACAUCACUAACAACAAGGGGUUAUGUUUUCCUCUUCUGCAACCCUGUUUGCUCUUCUCUUGCCCUACCUGAGAUAGGCACAUUCCAGACAGGUAUUUUCUGUGCAGCUGCAAAAGGAGCUGCUGCACCAUGGGACAGUGGUUACAUAUCUCACCAGCAGUUUGCUGCAGCCCAUGGUACAGGUUAAAAGCUAUUCCAGUGUAUAUGUGCCGGUGCUUUGCUCACUGGCAAGGGAAGGUGGCCACAAUCUCCUCUGCCUUGUGUUGUGGAAGCUUCGAAAGAAACCUCAGAUGUGCUGGUACUGCGUUAAUUUUCUCAUCUCUGACCCCAAAGAGAGCUUUGUGAUGUUCUUCAAGUUGUCCCAUCAUGGUUUUUUCCAUUGUUAUGCUGCUGUAACUUCUCCAGCAAUGAGAGGACAAUAUGGAAAAUGUCAGCAAUUUAUCAUUCGGUUUUCGUUGUUUAAUGUAUCAAAUUGUCUACAGCCUGUGUGUUUGUCAGCGAUUGUUGUGUGGCGCCACGUUAUCUUUUCCUGUGACAUUGAGAUGACGUACUGUGAGAUGGUGUUUGUACAAGUACUGCAAGUGGGUUAUAUGUGUGCAAUCAAUUAUGUCCAUGCACAGUGACUGCAAAAUAAACCUUUGGAUUUAAACUAAA
Messenger RNA from Strigops habroptila (Kakapo), 4891 nucleotides. It is a transcript of the gene SLC2A9, whose product is annotated as solute carrier family 2 member 9. Gene Ontology annotation, biological process: monosaccharide transmembrane transport. NCBI's taxonomy places the organism in Eukaryota, Metazoa, Chordata, Aves, Psittaciformes, Psittacidae. The transcript is spliced from 13 exons. Gene Ontology annotation, molecular function: hexose transmembrane transporter activity. The record is from RefSeq and is a predicted model, not a curated record. Gene Ontology annotation, cellular component: membrane. Bases 157 to 1746 code for a protein of 529 amino acids.